Anastrepha obliqua is the source of this 1233-nucleotide messenger RNA. Its product is annotated as peptidoglycan-recognition protein SB1-like. The record is from RefSeq and is a predicted model, not a curated record. Gene Ontology annotation, molecular function: zinc ion binding; N-acetylmuramoyl-L-alanine amidase activity. Bases 104 to 817 code for a protein of 237 amino acids. Gene Ontology annotation, biological process: peptidoglycan catabolic process. The transcript is spliced from 3 exons. Lineage: Eukaryota; Metazoa; Arthropoda; Insecta; Diptera; Tephritidae.
AGUGGGACGAAGUUAGCUUUCAAGCAACCGCAAUAUUUAGUGCAGAAAAUUAAGGAAACAAGCGAAAAUUUUUGUGAAAACCCGCAUACCGCAAAUAUUUAGUAUGUCAACUUUAGUUCAAAGAAUCACCAUAUUAAGCAAUCUGCUGUUGCUGUUGGUGUACCAGCAAAUAUUUUUGGCCGGAACUCAAGCAGCUCCGACCGCGACCGCCAACGGGCAAGCACCAUUAACCUUGCAGCACAACAACGUAGAAGCUUCAGUAUUAAGCAACCGCGGCGCCAACAACAGCAAUGCUAAAUACAAUUUGAAAUGGACACCGCGCAGCGCUUGGCAGGCGGCCACACCACUUCACGCCCCAACACAUAUCUCAACCGUGGGCGGCGUGUCACAUGUGAUAAUUCAUCAUACCGCAACACCAGCUAGCGCAUGUCGACUCAACACCAACGCCUGCGCCGCCACCAUACGCGCCAUGCAGCGUACGCAUCAGCAGCAACGCGGUUGGGAUGACAUCGGUUACAAUUUCCUAAUCGGUGGCAGUGAUGACCAAGCCGAGAUUUAUGAGGGGCGCGGCUUUGAUGUAGUAGGCGCACACGCGGUCGGUUACAAUGCGCGAAGUGUGGGCAUAGCACUAAUUGGUGACUGGACAGACGCUCUACCGCCACAUCCUGUGCUGGAUAAGCUGCAGCAGCUCAUAAGUUAUGGGGUACAAAUGGGUCACAUCCAACGAGACUACACACUGCUCGGCCAUGAAUGUCCGGGCAACCGACUGUAUAAUGAGCUCAGAGGGUGGCCCCACUAUAAGCAACAUGGUGCGUAAGGAGGAAUACAAGGAGGAGGGAAAGGAAAGCGUCUGGCAGGAAUACCAAAAGGGCACGAAUAGAAAUACAGCUAACAAAAAGGGAGAGGAUUGAAAUAUGGCUUGAUAAAUAAAGUUUAAAAUUAGGGAGGGAUUUAAUUUAUAUUUUGUGGCGGUCGGUUGUACAGUAAUUUGGCAUUCCGCUAAGUAACGAAAUUUAAUUGGUUUUUUAAUGUACAAACCUAUAAAUAUGCAGGCAGACUAGGCGUAAAAGUAAAAACAAAAAACAUUGCAUGGCCUCAAAAAGACUGACCACUAAUAACUUGGCCUAGAAAUGUUUUUAAAUUAUUUAUUUAUUUAUAUUGGCAAACAAAUAUUUAAAAAUUAACAAAUAACAUAGGAAUUAAGAUGAAACUAAAUAAAAUAUAUGUAAAUAA